This is a messenger RNA of Hibiscus syriacus, 754 nucleotides long. RefSeq lists its product as uncharacterized. The record is from RefSeq and is a predicted model, not a curated record. Bases 197 to 604 code for a protein of 135 amino acids. Lineage: Eukaryota; Viridiplantae; Streptophyta; Magnoliopsida; Malvales; Malvaceae. The transcript has 3 exons.
CUGCUAUUGUUCGUUUUUGGGCUAAAAGCUUGUAAAACAAAUUGGAAUUCAAAGAAUAGCCCUAAUCAAAUUCACUUCAGCUUUCACUCUCUUCGUUCUUCCUCAUCUUCCAGGCUUAAAGCUGCCGAUUGCCGGUACCGGGCUAGCUCCUUCGCCGCCAUCUCAAAGCGCCGCCGAGUUCAUGUAAUAUAGAACAAUGGCCAAGGAAAAGCCAAAUAAAUCUGGGCCUCCUAAAAUAAUUACGCUUAAUAACGCAUCGAAAUUGGCUGAACAAUGGCUAAAUAAAAUGAAUGGGUCCGGACAAGAUGAAGUAGUGGAAGCAGAACCAGAGGCUCGGCCAGAGAGGCUUGGACUUGGAGCAAAGGUUCCGCGGCAAUCAAAUGUCGGACUCUCUAAUGACCCUGUCGUGAGAAAACUAUCUGCCAAGUUGGGUGCUGGAAAAAGAAAAGCUUCCAAGAACCAGGACUCAUCCACCCUUUCUGGUCAAGACAUGGUCAAUGAAGAUGAUGGCGAUGAAGAUUUAGAUAGCAGAAGUAGUGCAUUUUCUAGGAAGAGAGCCGUUCCGCCGACUUCACAGUUUCAGGUAAAGAAAAAACUGAAGUAGCUAAAUGCUGUGUACUUUCUAGUGUAUUUAAUGACUUGUAGACGCUUUUCCAUGAUGGAAAUAUGCAAAAAAAAAACUAGUUCUUUUGUUAUUCAGCUUAGUAUAUUAGUAUAAACAAGAUUCUUUUGUGAAGUUAAUUAUCAUGGUCCA